This is a messenger RNA of Anarrhichthys ocellatus (wolf-eel), 6593 nucleotides long. It is a transcript of the gene lpp, whose product is annotated as LIM domain containing preferred translocation partner in lipoma. Gene Ontology annotation, cellular component: stress fiber; focal adhesion. The record is from RefSeq and is a predicted model, not a curated record. Gene Ontology annotation, biological process: cell-cell adhesion. The transcript is spliced from 10 exons. NCBI's taxonomy places the organism in Eukaryota, Metazoa, Chordata, Actinopteri, Perciformes, Anarhichadidae. The coding region runs from base 4818 to 6524 and encodes 568 amino acids.
UUUAUGUUUUCUGUACUCUCUGUGGUCCUCUUUGGAUGGUUUUUGUUUGAUAGUUUCCUUGGUGGAUAUGAAAGAUUAAUGCAGCAGAAACACCUGCAGCAGUUCCUCAAUGACAGCUGUAAAAGUGCAGCGGAACAGCGGUGAGAAGACAGCCCGACUGCUGUGCCCCCAUAAAGCAAACUGUUAAACACGGUGUCACAGCUCGCCCCGGCAAUCACAAUUGACUUUCUUUUCAUGAGGCUUCAAUACGGAUGUAGCCUUUUUUAUUAUUUUUUUUUUUUUACUGUGCGCACUUUCGACCUGUACCAUAUGCCUUACAUAUCAAUCCAUUUGUGCGUGUGUGUACACAAGCCUUCUCGUGUUCGUGUUCACGUCAUCUGCACAAGGGAGGGACUUUCAGUUUUUUUUCAUCAUCACUGAACACAUCAAAGCUGAAUUAGACGAGCGGUAAGCAGAUGCAUAAUUCAUCUUAUUAAGUAGCAGGAGAUCACAGAACACUAAGUCAAAGUUAAAUAAGCAUAAAAGCGCGUCAUGUUUCGUCUCAUCAGACCUCUCUGCACCCAGUGUUACGCCGUGCCAGCGCAGGAGACAAAGGGCGAGAAAUGUAUCGCAACCAGGCCACAUCUGUUGAGUCAGAAUGUGUUUGCAGCAAAGUUCAAGUUCCACACAUAUGGUAUGUGCCGCGUACGAUGUUGUCUAUGUGGGUUCUUCUCUGCCUGCUCUGGUUUCCUCCCACAGACACACACGGGGCGAAGUGGAAACUCUGAAGUUGUGACUGUGAUAGGCUGAUGAACUGUCACUGCGGCAUGCUAGUCUCCAACCCGUGCUGGAGUUCUCCAAUGUAGAGAGAGAGCAUCUCAAGCCGAGGCCCUUGUUUCAUGAGCAGCUAUGCACGACGGCUCUUCCUCAAAGAGCUGUCAAAGGAGCUUGUCACACCACACAUGAGGAGUCAACUGGAAGGCUGCCCCCAACUGCAAACCCCGAUUAUUGAAGCAAUGGAAAGGUGUGGGGUGACAAAAGCCACAACCCAGCCACAGGAAAGAAGCAGACAGGGCCAACCAAAGAGAAAGAGGUGUCAGAUCUGCCCAAGUAACAAAGAUCGCAAAGUCAACAAUAGGUGUGGGAAAUGCAAUGUACCUGUGUGCAAUGAUCACAGCCAGAAACGGGUAGUUUGUCUGAACUGCAUACAGUGAUGAGACGAGAAGGCAAAACAGGGAAAAGAGAGAGGAACUGUCAAUGACUGGACAGUUACAGACAGACAGACAGACACAAUGGAUGUUCACAUUUUUCUAUUGCUGUUCUGGGUAAUUUUCUUUUUUAAAAAUGUUAAAAAGUGAAAAAUAAAGAUAUUUCAAACAUGAAAUCAUUCUUGUGUGGUCCUAAAUAUAAUACUAAAUAUUAUACAAGUGAUUAUUCUUAACCAAAAUGACAAAAAUGACAUAAAAACACAUUGAUUCUAAUAGUCAUUUUUGACCCACUUAUGGAAGAGUGUAGGGUCCAGUCACUCGUGCAUCUAAGGGUUAAUGAUGCACAGAUGGAGGCGGACCUUGCACCGGUAAAGUGACUUUAUUCAAAGAAAUGAAAGACACCCGAUCGAGCAUGAGGCCAAAAUCAAACAGGAAAUUCGUCACAUGACCGUGUGUUCUCUAACUGCAGCGGCGGGCGGUACAAGAAGCACUUAAUGCAUCACAACAGCGCGCUAUAUGAGAUACAAACUUUCUACGUUAAUAAAAUGAGCAAACUAUUUGAUUUACUUUAACAGUUUGACCACUCCUAAAGUGUUUCACCAAAGUGUUUCAUGAUAGUGGAUGCACAGUCAAAUAGUGAACAUGCUGAAGCUUGAAUACCUGCAGUAAUACCUGUUUAGGAGGCAGUUGAAUGUCAGACAUACUCCUUCAAAUGUGACUCCAGUAGAUUCUUUGUCCUGGCUUACGUAUAUCAUGAUGUCAAAAGGUGAUUUGACACAUUUUCAGGACCUGAAGAAAUAGUGGCCGUUCACAUGUUGCGGUUAAAAAAAACAAGGUUGAAGAGUCGGGACAGAUGGUAAAGCUCCGGGUAGCCAAAAGGCCUCCAUAUAUUUAACUUUGACUGAUAUUUAUUACAGAAGAAAGAAAAGAUAUCCGCUGGCUGUGAUUGUCUGUUCUUCAGCACCCUAAAAAAAAGGGGGUGCUUGGGAACACUUGUGCACCGAGACAUCAAUGGAUUUAUGUUUGCAAAACCGUAGCAUGUGAACUGCCCUCUAUGCUGUUGCUAAGAACUACAGUGCGCUGCUGUUUUAGGAAGUCAGAAAGUAUUAAGAGAUGGAUUAAUAGAUUGCAUGUCUUGGUCCUCCAACUACAAUAUGAAAAAUAUAGAAGAACACCAGGCCCGUCCUUUAACGUAUUAAAAGGUUGGCUCUUCUAAAAUAUAUAUUCCAUAUAUUCCUACACCUGAUAAUGCAGCAAGUUGCUAGUUUUUAGUCGCGUAGGUUUUGAGAUAUCUCUUGUUGAGACUUCUGCCUCCACCUCAACACAAUGGAGCAGAUUGUUGAGCUCCAAACGGCAAAACAUUUUAAAAACUCCACAGCAACAUAUUCUUUUCAGAAAUAACGUCCUUGUUACUUUUUUAUUUUUCAUACUUUCCUUUUUAUUGCAUUCCUUGAUCAUUCUUUCAAACCACAGAAAUGUCGAUCGUUUGUGGUUGGGACCGUUUCUCCAUUAGAAGAGUAGAUUUGAAGUCUAACGGGGCGAAGCAAUUAGAAGCCGUUAUUCAGACAAGUCGCCCAUGAAUCACUUUAGUGAUUGAAAGCUGAGGUCAUCAGUGUGUGUUGGGUUCUGGUUUGUGUUCCCAAACAUGGCACAUGAUUUUUAGUGGAUUUAACGUGCACUUUAAGGCCGAGUACGAAGGAAGUGACGCCCCGCUGUGGAUUAUUUGCCAUCGUCAAAAAAAAAAUGUAACCACACAGCGAAACAGACAUUUUCCAUUCAACGCGUCGCCCAUUGAAUCUUGCUCACACAUUCUAAGAUCAUUUCUCCCCUUUUUAUUUUUUUUUUCUCGCCUCCUUUUUAAUUCAUCUUUUAUUUUGUUAGCCACUUGAGCGUCGAGAAAUGAAAGCAUUUGCAUUGAAAGGACAGGUGGGUGUGAGACACCAGCAUGUCUGAAUCGCAGCAUUAAGAGCAGGGGGGGGGUUCAAAAGUAAGAACCAUUCAGGCGGCAGGAGGAGCAGGGAUUUCAGCAGAUAUUAAAAGAUGAUUGUGCGUGGGCUUUUUUUUUUCCUCCUGUGCUCCGGAGAAAGAAUGUAAACCCUGUAUCAGUCAGACCGAGGAUAAUAAACCGCAAGAAAACAUCAGAACACAGCACAACAAACACAAACAAAAAAGAAAGAUGGGGGAAAAGUGCGGCGUAUAAAUAGUUCAAAUAUUUCAAGUGAUUUCAGAAUGCGAUGGUGAAAUACUGGAUGUUUGUGUCCUCAGCCACGGCAAAGUCUUUGACUCUGUUGUUUUCACUGUAACUGUAUCAAGGCCAUACACAUCCACAGAUGCAUAAAUAUAACAGAAAUCAAAGUCAUUAUGAUGGCUAGCUGUCUGUUGGCUGCAUCUUGAUGUAGCAAUUUGAAUCCAUGUAUUCCCCACCAUAAAAAAAACCCCCAACAAAGAUACAUACAUUAUUAAAAUGUAAAAUAAUUACACACACAAACACAUACUGUGUAUAUAUAUAUUGACAGCUGCAUCAACACUGAACAUCACUGGUCAUUUUUCAAUGCUUGUCUGUGAUGAAGUCUUUGUUGUCUCUUUGUCUCACACAUCACUUUUUUUUUAAUUUGUUCUCAUUGCAAGAAAAAGAAAAAGGUUCAGAGUUCAAAGUGGUUUCUUCUCUUUGAUACUUUUGUUACUUUAAUUAAAUUGGACACGUGAAUGCAUGUCAGAACACAGCGCGUAUCACCUCGUUUUUUAUUUAUUUUGCGGAAUAACAUUACCAGCUGCUUUGAUAAUCUCUCAAUAGUUGACACACAGGAAGUACUGUAGACGUGAAUCAUGCACACAUCGCUGUGGAGACGCCGGCCAGCCACCUCCAACGUUCUGCACCAACCCUCAGGAACACUGAGACGCAGUGUGGGUCCUACUAAGGGCUGGACCAUUUUCAAUGGGAUUAUUUUGACUGAUAUGGCAAUUGCGAUAUGAUUUGCAAUAACAGAGGGAACAAUUGCAUCAUUUUCUACAUCACUAUUCUCAAUUUCAUUGAAAACUAUAUUCAAAUGGUGUUUAUUUUUCUACAGAUCUGUACCAGACAAAGAUGUUUUCUUAAGUCUGUAGAAUAUGAUGUGUAGGCCAGGACCCUGCAGCAUGACAAUAUUUCUUUUAAAAAGGUAGUUUAAUACACAAUUUGCCAUUAACAAAUGUUCAAAAAAUUGCUGUCGGCCAUAUUCAGGUGGCUACCUCUGGGUCUGGAAAGUGAAGCCAAUGCAUUAUAUAUAUUAUAUUUCAUUUUUUACUCUAUUUUUUAUUUCUUUACCUGUAUCUAUAAAUGCUGUUGUAGUGAAUUUUUUUUUGACUUUUGUCCAGGCCUCUUCCUGUCCCUUCCUUCACAGAUUAUCAUGUCUGCUGAUGAUUCCAGCUGGCACUACCUCCAGAUUAAAAUGACUAUCAGAUACAUGUUGUUGAAGUUUAACUGUUUGGAGCUGGAUUCUUUCAUCCUAUUGUGAUCAAUAGUUCCGUUUCCUCACUUCUGUGGUUUUCAGAGAGUCUCCGUCACCUGCACUGACCGACCUCAUGUCGUCCUUGUGUUCACAGGCCCGACCUUCAGUCUUUUAACAUCUCCUGUCUUUCCUCAUCAGAACCAUGUGGAACCAGGUGAACAGCAACGACCAGACGGGCCAAGUGGCCGCCAGGAUGGAGACCACUUUGGGUAACGCGAGCAUCUCCAUCUCCCAGCAGCAGGCACCCAAGAAAUUUGCGCCCGUGGUCGCACCCAAGCCCAAGUUCAACCCUUACAAACAUGCGGGAGAGCCCACCUUCUCUGACAGCGCAGAGGAUUACCCCCCCCCUCCGCCACCUGCCGAAGAGUCAACCGGUUUCUCACCACCCCCUGGUUCCUUCCCGUCUCCUCCACCGAUGAACUCCUGCGAUUAUCAGAUGAGAGGACCAGAGAAGACCCUGCAGGAGAGGCGCUCCAGUCUGGAUGCUGAGAUCGACUCCCUCACCAGCAUCCUGGCCGACCUGGAGAGCAGCUCGCCCUACAAGCCACGCAUCGCACAAAACUCCGUAUCCUCGGCAGCCUCCACCCCCAGCGCUCCAGUGACCGGUUACAAGCGCAUGGUCAUCCCAACCCAGCCACCUCUGACUGCCACGAAGAAGUCUACGCCCAAACCUCAGGCACCCGGGGGGGUCUCGUCCAUCCCCCCUUCUCCUGCCAGCCCUGUGGCCAAGGCUCAAAGCCACACCGCUCCUCAGCCUGUACCAGCCUCCUAUGCUACAGCCUCAACCCCAAGCCAGCCAACCUUCAACGUCCAGGUGAGAUCGGCCCAGCCCGGCCCCCAGCAUCAAGCCCCAAUUGGCCACCACUUUGGCCAGCAGCCCAUUCGCAGCCCUGCACAGGUGCAGUACAUGCCUGCCCAGCCCAAAGGUCCCGACUUUGCCUAUGGACCACCACAGCCCGGCUUUUCCCAGAUGGCUCCGGUCGGAUACCAAGAACACCAUCCAGGAGUACCCCAAGUAGGCGGCUUAAUUCCCAGGAGACCUGAGCCGGCCCCUGUCCAGGCAUACCAACCUCCAGGCCCCAGAAAGACCUACAUCACAGAUGUACCACCAAGCCUGGUUCCUUACACUGCUGGACCAGCUAUUCCGCCAAAGGGCGGCGCUCACAUGGCCCACCCGGAGGACGAGCUGGAGCGCCUGACCAAGAAGAUGCUGUUUGACAUGGACAACCCGCCGUCCGAGGAAUAUUUUGGGCGCUGUGCCAGCUGCGGAGAGAACGUGGUGGGUGAGGGCACCGGCUGCACCGCCAUGGACCAGGUCUUCCAUGUCGACUGCUUCGUCUGCAUGACCUGCAGCACCAAGCUGCGCGGCAAGCCUUUCUACGCUGUUGAGAAGAAGGCGUACUGUGAGCCUUGCUAUAUUAACACCCUGGAGAGCUGCACCAUCUGCAGUAAGCCCAUCAUGGAGCGCAUUCUGCGGGCCACGGGGAAAGCCUACCACCCCCACUGCUUCACCUGCGUGGUGUGCCACCGCAGCCUUGACGGCAUCCCCUUCACCGUGGACGCUUCCAACCACAUCCACUGCAUCGAGGACUUUCACAAGAAGUUCGCUCCGCGCUGCUGUGUGUGCUCUGAGCCUAUAAUGCCGGCGCCGGGCCAGGAGGAGACCGUCCGCAUCGUGGCCCUGGACCGCGACUUCCACGUGCAUUGUUACCGCUGUGAGGACUGCGGCUCUCUGCUCUCAGAGGGGGACAACCAGGGCUGCUACCCUCUGGACGGACACGUCCUCUGCAAAAACUGUAACAGCAGCCGCAUCCAGGACCUCACCGCCAAGGCCACCACUGACCUCUGAGCAACCCGCCCGGUCACCUCCACUGUGAUAACCCUCCCUCUCUCCCUGUCUCUCUCUCUCUCUCUCUCU